Molecule: messenger RNA, 410 nt
Organism: Prorocentrum cordatum
Lineage: Eukaryota; Dinophyceae; Prorocentrales; Prorocentraceae
Source: the annotation of a GenBank genome assembly
AGCUAAGCCAGCCACCCCCUCGCGGCGUGCCGCGAGGGGUGCCUGGCCGGCGCUCUCGGCCCGCCCGCGUUCGCGAUCCCGCGGCCCAGCCCGGCGGCGCCCGAUGGCCCUCGGGGAGGGCCUCUGCGGCAUCGGCGCCAAUGGCAUCGGCGCCAAUGGCAUGGCCGGAGGUGGCGUGCCCCUGGCGGAGGGGGAGUCUGUGAAGUACUGGUCCACGAGCAGGAGCAAGUGGGUCGGCGCGGUGGUGAAGGCCGUGGACGCGUGCGGCGCGGUGCAGCUGAACGUGAAGCCGAACGUGUGGGUCGGCCGGCUGGAGCAGGCCGCAAAGGCGGCCGCCGCCGAGGCAGCGCCCGCGCACGCCCUGCCCGCGCCGGGGCCGGUGACGCUGCCGGAGCCGGUGGCGGGAAGGC